Hippocampus zosterae (dwarf seahorse) is the source of this 727-nucleotide messenger RNA. It is a transcript of the gene ube2c, whose product is annotated as ubiquitin-conjugating enzyme E2C. Lineage: Eukaryota; Metazoa; Chordata; Actinopteri; Syngnathiformes; Syngnathidae. The record is from RefSeq and is a predicted model, not a curated record. Bases 184 to 708 code for a protein of 174 amino acids. The transcript is spliced from 7 exons.
AAAAAGAGAGACGUCUGGGUUUGAAACUCGGCCGCCGAUUGGCUCAACGCGCCAAUUGUCGUCUGUUUAAAUCGGGAGCGGCACUGUGUUGGGCAAGUGGGAGCCUUACGUCUUUUUUCGCUUUUCUUUCGCCUUUUGGCUUGACGCAAGUUCAUCGACAGACGCCACGCUCAGAGCUGACCGAUGGCCUCUCAGAACUUGGACCCCGCUGCCUCAGCUGGAGGCGCUGCUGCCGCCAUGAAGGGCAACGAAGCUGGUGGCAACACUACCAAAGGAUCGGUCACCAAACGGCUCCAACAGGAGCUGAUGACGUUGAUGAUGGCGGGCGACAAGGGAAUCUCGGCCUUCCCCGAGUCUGACAACCUCUUCAAAUGGGUAGGAACCAUUGACGGCGCCCGCGACACGGUCUAUGAGGGUCUGCGCUACAAGCUGUCGCUCGACUUCCCAGCCGGAUACCCGUACCAGGCGCCGCGCGUGCGCUUCCUGUCGCCGUGUUUCCAUCCUAAUGUGGAUGAGCAAGGCUUCAUCUGCCUGGACAUCCUCAAGGACAAGUGGUCGGCGCUGCUGGAUGUGCGUGCCGUCCUGCUGUCAAUCCAAAGCCUGUUGGGAGAGCCCAACAACGAGAGUCCGCUUAACGCCGCAGCCGCUGCGCUUUGGCCAAAUCAAGAAGCUUACAAAGCUCAUCUGCACUCAACCUUCCACCUGUGAACCUGCUCCACUUUUUUUU